UUUAAAUGUGAAAUAUUUGGAAGCUUUUCCUACUUGGUAGAAAGUACAGUGCAGCUUGAUGUGGCAGGUAUGUAUUACAGACAUGAAAAUUCAUAACCAAAUAUAAAUCAAUGCAUUGAACUCAUGUCUCUCAUAUUUCUGAGACCUGGUAAAAGUAAACAAUAGCAUAAAUAUGCACAAACCUUUAUAUGCAGGGCUGAAAGUCACAGGCUAGCUAACCUGACUUUUGGUUAUUGCUUUACUCAUCUGGCACCAAUUACUGGGUUGCUCUGUUAUGCAUAGAUAACCAUUAUUAAUAUGAGUACUGAGAUUUUUUCUUAGCAAGGCUGUCAAUUUAAAAUGGUCAGUCAAGACCAGAAACAAUCCAACUGGCUGUAUGAUUUUGCUAAAUCAAUGAAGGAAAAUAUUGCAUGACCAAUCACAGGCAGCAUGUGAAAUUACAUUGGUGUGAAAAAGAUUGUAUUUCUUUUCAUGCCUGUUAAAGGGACUUGCCAAAGGCAAUGUAAGUCAGCACUGCACCAUUUGCUGCUUUCUGAGGAUCAUACAAUCUUAGAGGUUUGCAGAUGUAAAUUUAGCGAACAGAAUGGUGACUUCCUCAAGUAAUUUCUGAUACUAAGGAGCAAAUUGAGACUUGUCAUUUGACUGUGAUUCAAAGUUGAAAACGUUUGUGAGAUGUCAAUACUCCUGUACAAUUUACCACAUUGUUUGCUUGAAUGAUUUUAUUCACUUGUGAAAAAUCCAAACUCUCUGUUUACUAUGUUCACUUGCUUGUUUUUGAUCCUUUAUGACUCAUGAAUAAAAUUGUUUAAGCUCACCAGCCAUUACUGUACAUAAUCUUCUUUCUUUCCUUUAUUUAAAUUAUGCAUUUAUUAUGUUCUGUUGGCUUAUUUUAACUGUAAUACAAUACCUGUCACACUACUUCUAUUCUCGAAUUGUAUUACGAUAGAAAGAUACUAGGUUAUUAAGGCUUAAAAAUGACAAAAGAAUCAUCAUUUGCAUUUGGUUUUUGUAGCCCAAAGCCAAUCCAUGUCUCAUACUUCACUUAUAGAAAAAAUCCAGGGCCAAACAUCUUGGUUUUUUUUUUAUUUUUUACUAAGAGUGGACCCUCUUUUAACUUUAAGUAAUGGGCAAGCAGCAGUCAGCAUGCCACUGGUAUAUUCUUUUUAUUGCGAAGAAUCCAUAGUUUCUCUUUCAUCAAAAUUUCAGUUCUCUGGGUUGAGGAUGUCUCUUGUAGAUCUUUUGUUAGACCAAGUUCCGAGUAGGGUGUGGCUUGAUUGGCCCUGUUCCUAUUUGUUUGUGCAGUAGCAAAAAUUUUAUCCACUAGAAUGGAAGUAGCUUAGAAGCCAGGGUCUUUAGCCCCAGGCUGGGGCUCUGCUUUAUAAUUGAGUAUGUGAGCAAUUUCUCCAGUAGCUAGUGCCAACAGGUUUACUUGUACUGAAUGAAGUUUGAGCCUCCUUAUACCAGUUGGUUAUUGAGGACCAAUUGCUGGAUGCUUUUGUUUAUUUUACGGAAAUUGGGUAAAUCUUAAGACUCAGUCCAAGUAAGAUUUGCUACGCUAUUUGAGGAAUGAUAUAAUCUAUUUUACCUUUCAGAGGCACUACUUAUAAACAUCUCUUUAAGAGGAAAAUAUUACAUUGAAGGAUCCCCUGUCACCAUGGCUUGUGAAGCUUCUGGGAAACCAUUGCCAGAUGUGGCAUGGAUUAGAAAUGGAGUACUGGAAAGUUCAAGGAAGAAAGCUACCCUUUUAAAGUUCAAUUAUAUAAACAGAACAGAUACAGGACAAUAUACAUGUCGAGCCAAUAACUCAGUGGAAGUCACUUCUAUUGACACAACAAUUGUAGUUCAGUGUAAGUAUAUUUUAACCUUAAUUUUCUAUUUCUGAAUUUACUUUAUUUACAGUGCAAAUCCUGUUACUGGGGUGACAGUUAUCCAGAACUGACAAAUCUGUUCAAAAGUGAAAAGAAACAGAAUUCCACAUCAAAUCCUUUUCGGCUUUGUAUGCAUUGGUCCUAAUUAUUGGUUGGGAUAAUUGAAUUUACGUAGAAUCAUUGCUCAUGUUAUUUUGCAUAGAAGGAUGUGACAUUUUAUAGUAAUUCAUUGCUUCAGUUGGACUGUGUUUAAUUCUGAAAAUGGCUUAAAGCCAUUUCCGAAUCAUUGUGACAUCUCAAAAUUCACUCCGUUUGACUAGUGCACAAGGCUAUUGCAUAUUCUGAUUCUGUGUGAGGGCUCUUGUUGGAGCUUUAUGGAAAGCUGAAAAUUGAUCAAAAUUCUGUCAGCUGAAAAAUUACGUUUUUUUUUUUACUGAUAGCUGAGAUCAGCGCAUAGAUGCGAAAAUUGGCUGAAACUAAAACUGCAUGCCCAAGAUUUGCACACAUAUUUGAAACUGGCUGCUUAUCUUGAUACAGGUAAUCCAAACUAUCGUAUCAGAAUUUCCAAUUUCCAAUUUACGAAAAACAUUUACAACAGAAUUUGAAAGCAUCUUAGCAAUUAUACUAAUAACAGAAGUUAUUCGCCUCGGGCUUGGUGACGAUUGAUGACACAUAACCUAACAUAAUACACAUAACCUAAAGAGUCCCUCUUCCUUUCCUUUUUUCUCUUCUCAUUUCGCUUUACGCAAACUGAUCAUAAUCUUUGUCAUAUCAGCAUUUUUUGUUUUAUUUCAGGAUUUUAGUGUGAGAAACGAAGUUUCUUUAAUCAUAUCCCACUGUUUAACUAUAUCAAUAUUGUAGAGAGUUUUUUGUGAUACGAAGAUCUUACUGGUUAUUGACUUUCAUUAGAUUUGGUGCCUCCUAAGAGCCAUUUUUAGCUACCUAAAGUGCAAUGUCAAUAGAGAAUUAGGUGGAGCAGGGCGCGGUGGCUCCCAAAAGAGCCGCUUGUAAUAUUUUGUUUCAGCACCUCGAGCCUCGAGCCUCCAACACAGCUGAAACAACCUUUCGCAAAAUAUGUUCUAUGUAUUUUGCACGCUUCUCCGGCGUGACCUUCCUCUCCCAGAACUUCUUUAUACAAUUUACAAGCUCCUGCUUGUUGUGAGGUUUUACUUUUCACUCCAAGUAGAACUUGAGUUCACGCCACAAGGUUUCCAUGGGCUUAAGGUCAGGACUCUUCAGAGGGAGUACGCCACCAGUUGAUUUUUUCCUCGUCGAAGAGAGUUUGCGCUCUCCUACUCGUGUGCUUCAGGUCAUUAUCCUGUAUGAACUGGUGCUCGUAACUUUAAUAAUAAUAAUAAACGGAAUAAGCGUCGUCUCUGGAACAUUGCAAAAGAGAUCGGCACCCAUGAUGCCAUCAAAGAUGCAAAUCUUGGUGGCACCCGGUUUACUGAUUCCCCCCACACAUGAACAAUGGAGGUGAGAUCGAGCACUCGUCGCUGAAAAUCAUGUUGUGGAAAGUGUUGCCACCCUCUAAGAUGCGUUGAGCUAGCUCCAGACGCUUGGCUUUUUUGGUGCCGAAUCAGCUGGCAAUAAACAGUCCGCUGCAUAGUAUAACCUUGCUGCUCUCACGCUCUCUUACCGUGGACGAACUGACGAGAAUUCCACGUUUUGCCAGCCUCUUCACUUAACGGGCGCAAAGUCAUGUUUUAAAAUAAAAAUUUAAAGAACAGAGGAGCAGGUUCUGGCACCCUAAUCAGUUAAUUUUAUCUCUUUAGCGGAAAGUUUUAUUGUAUACCUCUCAAACGUUUUGAAACGCACAUCUAAAAUAAAACAAAAAAGCUUCACGGGCCCGUUAAACUACCUGGACUUCCGAUAAACGGGCCCCUGGUGGGAAAAUUGUCCUCUUGGCGUCAAUACUCUGGGGAUUAUGACGAGAGUAGAAAGGUAGUGCCCUCCACGACGACAGCCAAUAUACUUAGUUAUGUGAAGCUGGUUUAGUUGUCGCCACAUUUCACCUAUUUUGGACCACAGAAACCCGAUCAGUCUUCAAUGCACUUCUCGUCCUUCGUCUUUCCAGCUGAGAAAAUGUGGCAGACUUUUGUCGCUAGCUUUAAAGUAGCGAAAACUUCAGCCCAACAGUCUUUGCAACACUUUCAACCUUUCCGUCAGAUUCACAGCAGUCGUUGUGAACAGCCAUAUAACAGCCCCCAUGAUCACUUGCAACGAAUUGCUCACCAGCAUGUUCAGUUAAUGUAAUAUCCAUUCUAUCCCUGUACAAAUAAACAAAUAUUCCUUCAAGUGCAAAGGGUGAAUUCGACCUUUUAUCUUGUUUCGUUGACUUCUUUUUCAAAUAAAAAUUUGAAGGUCGUUUUGUUGCGGGCAAAUUCCGAGGUAAAACGAGUAUCAUUUCACUUUUAUUUAGGUCUUCAGCCAAUGAAAUUAAGGCCUGUUGUAAGGAGGAAAUGCUUUAGAAAAAAUUUGUAGUUGCGCUUAGGUUUAGUUGUUGAUAAUGUAGAUACUUAGAGGAAAUAAACAAAAACUCGGAGUUUUGUUAUUUCAUACAAAGUACCUUCCAAUUCCAAAACGUUUUUCCAUUGGUGGAGAAAGUGUGACAUACCAUUCGUCAAAACUCAUCAAAAGCUCGGGUGCAUCGGGCGAAUUUCUUUCUAUCAGUGCGCAUUUUUUUUCUACAAAAAGUUUAAGCCGUAGAAAACUUCUGUGGUGCCUUCCUGUCAAUCAAGUAAAUUUUAUCUCACUUUAAGAAAGGCUAUUCACACAGAAACCUACCAAAAUAUUUAAUUUUUGUGCUGCAAUCGGGCUGUGAAGACGAAGGACGACAAAGAGAAGAACAAAGAAAAAAAUAGAAUAAAAUAUGAGCAAUAAUUGUCAUCACGAGGCAACAGUUUCCCUAAAGAAUUACAGUUUUUACAUGUUAACAUAACCUUUCCCUCGAACAGAACCUAAAGAAAGGUGUUCAAUUUUAAUGUGAUGGACCUUGUGGUUAUCAAAUAUUUACUUGUUUGCAAGUGCGCACGAAAUAAUAGAAUUUUAAAUUUUAUUGCAGACAAAAUUUGUUUCUGCAAAGCAGAACAACUUUUGUCACCCUAGUAUGUAGGGUACCUAACCCCUUUAGGCAAACAAAAAUUAGAAGUAUUGUUUUUUUUUUAAAUGUAUAUCUUACAAUUUGAAACAAACAGUUUUAAGAAUUGUGUCUAAAAUUUCUAUUUAUUACGAACUUUUUUUUUUGGUCUAAAGUUUAGAACAUAGUGUAUUAAAAAAGUGCAAUAAUUCGGCUGUUGAUUUACUAUGACAAUAUCUAAAACCAUACUAUUCUACCACAAGCACAGUUAUCCAUUUCUGGUUAAAAAAUCAUUUCAAAUUUUUAACAUUUUUGGAUCAGCUAAAAGAGUUAGGUUAACAGAAUAAGGGAACGAUUAAGAAAUCUAAAACCAUAUUUAAAAUAUCGCAUUCAAAAAUAUGUUUUAAGAACUUGAUAACACUUCUUGUUCUUCUCGUACUGGUGUAUUUUCAUUUACUUUCAGCAUCUAAUUACGAUGCUAGUAAGCAGAAAUUGUAGAAAUGAUAUCAAUACAGUAUGGCAAAAUAUCCGGAAUUGUGUCCGAGAGAUCGCCUUCUUUGCAACGUGGUAGAAUUACUAUAGAGGUAUCCAGGAAUUUGUAAUGAAUUCUUACCUUCGUUCAGUUUCUCUAAAGUUUUUCAUUCAAACAAACAGUUUACAUAAUAUUGCCCGUGCACAUUUAAAAUACUUAUCAUCACAAUUGUAGUUUUCUUUAGCCUGAAUCAGACUCUCAGGAAGUAAAACGAGCCACGAUAGUAUGAACACAACCUGACCAAAAUCUCCCUGGUUUUUCGUUUUGGUUUUUCACUCUGCUGCUGCUAAAGCACUUUGCAACAGCAUAUUUGAGGAAGCUUGGAUUUUUGACAAAAAAAUUAAUUUUUGGUAGUGGAGUCGAGCCAAAAGUCCGUGAUGAUUUUGAAGAUGCUCCUCUACCUAGAGGCAUCUAGCUUAUGAGGCCCUUGACUUAAGAUUUCUCUUAGAUUGAUGAAGGGAGGCUCUGUUCCUCAGGAAUUUCUUAUAUAAAUAUAUCAUCCUGGUACCAAUUGAGGAAAAUAAGGAAUGUCUUAGAUUCAAAUUGGGUUUCCGCUUUUUUGCGAGAUGAGAUCCUCUCACGUGUAGCGUCUAGGGCACUGUUGCACUCGUCUCCUUUCUCAAAUCCAAGGAUAUUCAUCAAAAAUUUUUCAUGAGCGACAACGUUUUCAUGUCCGUUAAAAUAUAAAGCUGGACUUCACAAAUUGCUCAUUUUUAUUAAAAGAGAAUUUGAAAGUAGCUAUCCAAGUAACAACAUAGAUGGUGUUAUUUUUCUUGCCGCAGUAAUGCAAUUAUUUUUCAGUGUGCAAUGUUUAAGUUAAAGUAUUUUGCUUAUAGUCAGCAUUCUAACCAUGGGUGAAUGACUUGCUACAAUUUUCCAUCUCAAAACCGUUAUAUUUUCUGCCCAAGGCACUCCAUGGACCGAUACAAGAUUAACCCUUCCUUGUUGCAUUAUCAUGCACUCUCUAGGCUAUUAAAAGGGGUUAUGAUUUAUAACUAGGCGAAAUGUAUGAGCGAUGAAAUAAACUGAGAUUGAGAUUUUGAUUUGAUUUAAAUUUUUAGACAAACCUGAAGGUGCGAGGCUCACGACCGAUGCUGCACAAAAUACCGUCACUGAAGGAGACACUGUUACAUUCAAGUGCAUAAUUAUGGCUGCUGUGCCACAAGUGUCAAUUUACAAGUUCUAUUUCAAUGGCAGCCUCUUACGCGAGAACAGCAACAGUGAGUAUACUCUCAAUAACGUCAAUCGAUCUCAGCACUAUGGCGAGUACAAGUGUAUCCCACAUAAUGACGUUGGAGAUGGAGCAAAAGCCACUGUGAGACUUAACAUAAAGGGUAAGUAGAAACAUAUUUGAGCAUUUUUAAGUACUUUUGAUUUAUAAUCCAAAACAGGAAAAAUGUUUUAUACCAGUUUACAUUGCGUCAAUAAAACUCCCCACACAGUGAAUCAUUACAACCCCGAACAGGGAGGAAUAGAGACCCUGGUAAUGAGGUUGACGUGUUGUGCGUGACGAUCAACACGUGUACUAGUUAGCAGUAUUUUCAGGCAGAUGAAGACUUUUGUUGAUGUUCCUGAUGUUUUGAACAGAAUUUCGAGGAUAGGGAAUGUUUUCUUCAGAUGUAGUGUAUGAUGUCAGUAUCAGUUGAACUGAUAUGUUGUCAAAGUGAAUUCAAAUAUUGGUUUGCGAAAAUGAGCCAAAAUUAAAAAAACCACAAUGAACAACCUCGAGUCAAGAUAUCACCAGUCAAUUAUAUGCUGCCUUCAAUCCUAAUAAGCCUGAGAAACUGCAAGUGGUGUUUGACUGCACAAACCGAUACAAAGGGACAUCGCUCAACGACCAAUCACUCAGUGGUCCAGACUUGACUAACAGCCCGCUUGGUGUCGUCUUAAGAAUUCUUCAUGAGCCAGUACCUCUCUCCUCAGGCAUUGAAGCCAUAUUCCAUCAAGUAAUGGUUGAUCCAAACGAUGGUGAUACCUUGAGGUUUGUUUGGUGGCCUGACGAUGACUUAUCUAAGGAGCCUGUUGAGUACACAUUUUUGGUGGCACGUCUUCACCAAGUUGGAAAAAUUUUGGUCUUCGAAAGGCGGCUCAAUGAAGUGAUCAACACAGUAUUGAAGAACUUUUAGGUGGAUGACUGUUUUAAAUCGGUGUAACCAAUGAACUCGCCAGUAAAUUGAGAGAAGAUUUGUGUGUCCUAUUGUCAAGAGGUGGAUUUCAAUUGGCUAAAUGCUUGUGUAACAGGAGGCAAGUCCUCCAAACCAUUCCAACCUCAGACAGAGCUUCAUCAAUUUUGGAUUUGUGUUCAAAUUCUUGUGUGCUUCCUAUUGAAGUAACCCUUGGUGUUCAGUGCAACAUGGAUAGCGACAUGUUUACUUUCAAGAUGGUACUAAAGGAUAAGGCCUUCACACGAAGAGGGAUUCUAUCAGUGACUAGCUCCAUUUAUGAUCCACUUGGCAUAGAGUCGCCAAUCACCUUACUCGCUAAAAAGCUCCUUCAAGAUCUCUGCAAACAAGGACUCACCUGGGAUGAAGAGAUAGUGGGAAAGUAAUGUCAGUUUUGGAGAUGAUGGCUAUGUGAUGUACCUAUGCUUAUAAGAGUUGCCUUACCAAUAUGUUUGAAAACAAUCGACUUUGGCUGGGUACAAAAUGCAGAGCUUCACCACUUCGCAGAUGCCUCUCAGAUUGCUUAUGGGACUGUUUCAUAUACAAAACUCGUCUUUGAAAAUGGCCGCACCCACUGCAGUCUCCUCGCUGGGAAAUCUCGCUCGGCUCACGUGGAACAGAUGACUAUACCCAGAUUGGAAUUGUCAGCUGCUGUUUUAGCUGUCAGAAUGAAUCAGAAGUUCAACACAGUGUUUUGGUUAGUCUCCAGAGCUGUCCUCCAAUAUAUCACGAGCAAAGAGACAAACGAUUCUACAUGUUUGUGGCCAAUUGCCUGACAGUGAUACAUGAUGGCUCAGAACCUUCCCAGUAGAACUUUGUGCCAACAAGCAUCAACCUAGCUGACGAUGCCAGCCGAGGACUAACGGUAAAGGAGUUAUUAAAGAGGGAGGUUUGGUUCAGAGGCCCUAAGUUUCUCUAGGGAAGUGAAACAUCGUAGCCCACCUAUCCAGUCUCUUUAGUCAGACCGAGCGGUCAGGGUCAAGCUCGAACAAAGCAUGUUACUCUCAUAGAGGGGACCUCAUGAAGGACCACUGAACCUAAUGGUUCUGCAAUAUUCUUCAUGGUUUAAGCUUAAGAAGGGAGUUGCUUGGCGUCUGAGAUUUUAAAAAAAAUCCUUAAGAGCAAGAGGUACUUACAAGAGGAUCCUGUUGAUCCAUUACCUUGUGGACGGCUGUCGAUGGACGAAUUACGACAUGCAGAGGCUCAAAUCAUCACAUACGUGUAAAAAUUAGCUUUCUCGCCAGUGUUUAAUGCCCUCCCAGACUUGAGCCCAGGCGAAUCUGAGAAGCGUAAAUCGAAGAUUAUUGGCUCAUUUGGUUCAGUGUACAAAUUGAGACCAUUUCUGGAUGGAGCGGGAAUAUUGAGAGUCGGUGGUCGGCUUCAAAAUUCUUCAUCAGAUUACCAAUCGAGACAUCAACUGCUGUCACCUUCAAAGCACCAUGUUACCAAACUGCUCAUUAUGGAUGUUCAUUAGUCUGUGGGUCAUCUAGGUCAAGAAUAUGUCCAGACCAGUUUGUGAAAAAAGUACUGGAUCUUUAAGGGACGGGCUGCUCUUUGAAGAGUACUCAGUAACUGUUUGACAUGCCAAAAACAAAAUGCUGCAAAGGGCCAACAAUUGAUGUUAGAUUUACCUGGCAACAAGCUUAUUCCAGAUAAACCCCUGUUUUCUAACGUUGGCAUAGAUUCCUUUGGCCCACUGUAUGUGAAGCAAGGCAGAAGUACAGUUAAAAGCUAUGGUGUCUUUUCUCUUGCUUAACUAUCCGAGCAAUCCACAUUGAAGUGACCGAGUCUCUGGAAACAGAAUCGUUUAUUCGCGCUCUAUGCAGAUUCAUCAGCAGAAGAGGGACGUCAAAAAUGAUAAGAGGUAACAAUGGUAUGAACUUAAGUAGCGGAGAGAGAGAAAUCCCUGAAGCCCUGAACAACUGGAAUCAGCAGAAGGUAGAAGUUUUCCUUCAUCAGAAGAACAUCAAGAGGAAGUUUAAUUUCGCUGGAGCAUCACACAUGGGAGGAGUCUGGGAACGCAUGAUUCGUUUAGUGAGAAAGAUCUUAAGAGCCCUUUUUAAGCAACAAUUGGUUUUAGAGACGCACUGCCAACGUUGAUGGCAGGAAUUGAUGGAAUUCUCAAUGGUUGACCAUUGACUCUUAACGAUGGCAUGCAGUCCUAUUGAUUCACCAUCUUCGACUACUGACCAUUUGUUACUUCGAUGGCAUUUAAAUUUGCCACCAGGAGUCUUCGUUAAGAAUGAUUUGUACUGCCAUCGUCGCUGGAAGCUGGUUCAACACCUUCCUGACGUAUUUUGGAGGAGAUGGUUUUCGUAAUAUCCGUUAAAUUUGCAAGAACGGCAGAAAUGGAUCAGACCACGUCAUAGUUUUGCUUUUGGUAACCUGAUUUUAAUUCCCGAUGAAAGAGUUCACCCCAGUCGGCGGCCUUUGGGUCGCGUUCUCGAAGUUCACCCAGGAAGGGAUGGAUUUAUCCGAUCCGAUGGCCCAAUACUUAAAGUAAACCUAAGGGGUUGGAAUGUAGCAACUAGAAUUUGAAUUUCUGUCUAUUGUCAAGUAACUGCGGAAAUAUUUUAUAUUGUUUUUCUUUCAAUUGAACUACCAUUGUGAUAUUCUGUUUCGAUUCAAUUAAGCCCGCUUUUUUGCAUGAGUUUGUGUAAGAAUUACAUAGUGCUGGUAGCACUUUAUUUCUCGCUAGUACAAGCUUUGUUUUAGUUACAUACUUUUCAUUACUAGUUGAUUUCAGAUAAGUCAGUCUUUUCGUUAAUUUUUGCUAGCGCCGUGUUACUUUUGUUUAAGAGUUUCAUUACCAGACCUGAUCACGCCACAAAUUGUAAGUUCGUUUCUUUCUUAUGUAGCUCUGUCGUUAGUCUUGUUGUUAUAUGUGUACUUAGAUAUUUGUAUUAGUAUUCUAUGUUCUAUUGAGUUCAACACUAAAAAGGUCAGUUUUGCUCUAAGAUUUUAUGGACCUCUCUGUAGUUCUCUGACAUUUUGGGUACUUUUAAGUGAUAGUGUUGACAAUGAUAAUAAUUAUAAUGAUGAUGAUAGUGAUAAUAAUAUCAGUGAUAAUAAUAUCAGUGAUAAUAAUAUCAAUGAUAAUAAUUUUGGUGACGAUGAUAUGAAUAAUAAUAACAGUUCUAGGAAGUAUAGUCUAUCAUACCCUGAACCUCCGUGAAAAAAAUUACUUAAGCUAACUUAUUAUUAUAAUCAUGUGAUUUGAGGUUGGUAUGAUGAUGACAUAAAAUUUAAAAUUGCUUGUCGAUCAUUUUAAAACGUAUUUUGUUUUUUUCCCAGUUCAAACAGUUUCAAGUACAGUUGCCACCUCAUCCCAAACAACUCCUGCAGGUAAAUGUUCUUUUAUAGGCGUUUUCUUUUUUUUAUUACAUGUGAAACUAUGUAAUCAUAAUAGCAUGUUCUUUAGUGUUACAAAAUGAGUUUGAGUAAAAGACAAAGAGUGAAUUAGGUCACUGAAGGCCUGGAACUUAGCGAAGGACUGUAGACUCACAAAGAAUCAUAACAAUGUUCAAGCUGAAUUAUUGUUAGAUGGAACCACUUCUCGGCAGUUUUUGCGAACCAAGGCUCUUCAUGUUUUUCGUAAAUGUAAAAGGACACGGCUUUUCUUCAGCUUCAGAAAGCACAGAAGUUUACCUGACAGCGACGAUACAGGGGAACUGUAGCAGACGUUCAGAAGUUGCUGCGAAAUUUCCAGAAAUGGUUAGAUAAUCUACUUGAUCCGUGUACCGGAGUGUAUAGAAUACUGCCAUAAUAUUUGUCAUUAAAAAGGAAUCUUAAUCAAUCUAUUGUUGACCGAAAUCUCAAUAUUUCUGUUAAAACAAAAUGACAUUUUGAACGAUCUUCAAUAACGAAACAAGUAUUCAAAUUUUCUUUAAAUGUGCUUUUAGGCUUGUCAAAUUGCCUUUAAGUUUGGCUGCUCAUCCGCCAACACCGUGAACACCAGGUAAGGUGCAGUUUGUCUCAACACUGAAACAACAAACGCUAACGCAAAUCUGGGUUCUGGGGCGGAGAGGAGCUUUAUUUCAGUUUGGCGUAUUUUAGUGUUAAAAUUGGUGUUUCUGCUCUAAAAAAUCUUAGUUAAUGCAAGAUAAUCUACAUUUGAAGUACAUUUUAUUUAAUGUACAGCAACAGACUGACACAUAAUGACAUGAAUUAAUUUUAUUUACCUUGGUUUAUUAGAUCAAAAAUACUCUUUUGGUUAAAUCUCAAUGUAUUUUAACACUUAAAAGUCACCAAAGUACAAAUAGAAUGCCGAAUAGAGAACCGUGCCGUAAAGAGCACAAUGCAUAAAUUUUGACUGAUUAUGCAAUUGAAGCCGUGUGGUUACUCAAUUUUUGUCACGCAAGGUGCGCCUUCAUCGAAUUGCUCUCGCUGUAAACUCUGUCCUUUCGGUAACGUACUUUGUUUGGCGCUGGAUUCUUUCUAAUCUUUAGGCUACUCAUUUAUAAUAAGUCAAAACAGACCUCAAGACGCCUAUAUCCCCAAGUGUAACGUUGAGUUAAGUACUGCGGUUCUCCUAAUUCCUAACCUGUUUAACUAUUACUCAAGUAACGUUAUUUAAAUUAAGGUAGCGACAAUUUUUUUCACAGAGCAAAGACAGCAACAAGGUCCUUUAAUGAAAAUGUUAUUUAUUGUAACAAAUGGCUUUGUAUUGUAAUCGUAAUAAGCUUUCAAGGGAGAGAUAAACAAAUAUUAGGAAAAGGAAAUGUAGUUAUAUUCUCCAAAGGUGACAAAUGUUUGAAUAGGUGAAGAAUGUAAAAGCGGAUGAAGAAACUACUUGCAAACCUAAAUGAACUCUUCCUACGAUUUCGUUUUGUAUAAUACCGACUGUAUAAUCAGUCAUAACUUAUGCGUCUUACUUUUUCGGCACAGUGUUCGAUUCGGCAUUUUACAUCCUUCUCCCCUUACCUAGGUGUGGCAGUGUUGUUCUCGACUUCAUGAUGAGCUUCAAUCGAAGUGUAGCCGUCAGCAAUGUUUUGACUGUCCUCUUAGAUGCUGCAAGGCAAGACAAAUUCGGAGGUUUUAAAGUCGAUCCAGAAUCAAUUAAACAAGUUUUUGUACCCACAGAUGGCUCGGAAAGCACAACAAAAGGUAAAUUUUACAAAGAAAUAUUAUUGUUAAAUGUUUACACGAAUUCGUCCUAAGAUGGACUUUUUCAAAUUGUAUUCCGUAUCUGUUUAAUCAAACAACUCAAUUCUGUGAGUCAUAUAUUUCCAAGUUUUGUUUUUGUCGCUGUUGUUGUUUUUAUUUAAUUAGACAAAAUCUUACUUUUAAACAUUUUUAUAGGGAGAGUAGCAUCUUGCUUUUCCUUAGUACCUAGCAAAUAAGAGUUAACGGUUUUCGUUUACGAGCGUAAGCUAUGUAGUGAGAGCAGUGUAUUGACCACGAUCACUGUAAAUGCUGUGUGAAUGUUACCUGAUCAGACUUUGUAAACUGAAUCAUUUUAGGUCCUGAGGAAUGUACCUGCCCAUCUAACAUCGUCUCAUUAGCCAUAAAUGGGGUUCUUGCCUUCAUAAUCGUUCUUCUAAUUAUUUACAUAAUCUGGCUACAUAAGAAAGGUAGGUAAAAAAUUCAUAAUCUAUGAUAGAGGGUUUGGCUGCAAGAUUCUUUAUUAAGCAAAAGGAAAUCUUGACCCACAUUCACAUCAUUUGCCUUUUUUUCCUUUCGUUCUUUUCCAGGCGCUGUAGGGAAACAGAGGUAAGAAUUUGCUGCCACUUGGAUUGUGUCGAUGUAAUGUAACAGAUAUGGUAUCAUCUUCUAACAAACUUCCAUUUAAAACUGAUGAGAUUCUCAGCUCGUCAUAAAUAUUUGUAUGCUUUCUCAAUUGUAGGACUUAUGAAGAUGAAAGAGGUGUUUCCUACGUAAGUUACAGCUAAGACAUUGAGGUCAUGUUAGUGUGGCCUGUAAUUAUGUAAUCUCACUUAACCUCUACUCUCUAGAAGGAAAUAAACGCUUGUAACAAAUAGGAAGGAAAAAAGGUGUAGUUCUACCAAAAAGGCAUAAUGCAUUAAUAACAGGUACAAUAGAGUAUAGGAAGAAGUUUGACUCGAUAAGGUCUUUGUCCUGGGAUCAUGUCCUUUACCAAGCUGCUCCAUCGAUUUUCCUUCGGUUGUCCCUGGUUCAACUGCGUGGUUUCACUUCAUAGAUCGCAAACUGGUCUGCACCCGGUUGAUAUUUGUUUUGUAAAUGAUUUUUUUUUCACGCCGUUUUGGCCGUCUCUUUAUCUUGAUGCCUUAUUUUAAAAGCGUUAGUCCAGGAGCUUAGUACAGCAAGAGUUUUUUUUUCGUGUGUGCAUUUGUCAAAAAAUCGCACUACCAAUCGACGAUCUUCAUGUUGCGGUUUGUAGCUUCAACGAAUAUGCCAUGAACCUCGAUCUCUGCAUUGGAUAUGAUAGUUUCAAUGGCAGAGAACAAAGUGUUAGUAAUAAUAAAUAUUAGUAAUAUUUAAGGACAAGAGAUUAUAAACUAUUAAUAAUCUCUUGUUAUGAAAUAAUAUAAACGCUUGUCUGAUGAAAACGGGUAAACUGAUUUUUAUGAAAAUGUAGGAAAUUUUAUUGGGAUUAAUAACGGAUUUGUAUAUGUAUACCUUAACGGUAUGUUGGUUUAAUAGAAUGAAACAGGAUUAGAAGAUAGCGAACCAAGUCUACCCGAUUCAGCAAAACUCACCCAGCCUCCUGCGGAAUACAUGGAUCUCAUAGAAGUCAACAAACAUGAUAGAAAAGCACAAAGUACCGCUUCAGGUGCUGAUUACGUGCCUCUUCAUCCGUUAACACGCUGCUGGGAAGUUCCAAGACACCACGUGACCAUAGAAAAAAUUAUUGGUAAAGGUGCUUUUGGUCAGGUUGCCAAGGGAACAGCAGUAGGACUUCAAGGGAGUCCUGAAGCGACCACAGUGGCUAUUAAGAUGCUUAAAAGUGAGUUCUUGAACUGUAAAUUGAAUGACAGUCUUGGCCUACAGUCAUAUACUGUUACCGGGUUACGUAACUUUUGGCUAUUUGUCAUUCGAUAACUUAUGUCGCUAUUCGACAUUUUGCAUAUUAUUUCCGUUAACCAAAUUUUACUCCUUGUUUUUAACGCUCCAGCAAACGCUACUGAAUCGGACAAGAGAGAUUUGAUGAAAGAACUUGACACAAUGAAGCAGCUGAAACCACAUCCUUAUGUCAUUAAACUUCUGGGAUGCGUUACAGAAUCUGGUAAGCUUUGAUUAUGAGGUCCAAUUUUGCUGUACACAUUUUGCAUCUGAUUUACUCUGUAACGCUUUCUCGUCAUUGAUAAUUUGCUUCAAUGGAAGAUUCACUGCUUCACAAUCGCGCACAAAAAACAACCAUCGCAUAUGGUAAUUUUAUCCUUUUUUAGCUAACAGCGACGCUCUUAGAUUUGCUGAUAGACGAAGACCAAAUAUUUGCCAUUGUACAAGCCAUUCUGUUGCAUGAGCAGAAUCGUUUUUUCUAAGGGAAUAUUUGGCCUGUAUCUUCUUAUGAGACCGUUACAAAGUUUUUCAGCUUUUCUUCGUAAAACUACAUCUUGUUUUCGUGCGAUUUCUUCAAAAGUAUUGAACCUGACUGUGCUAUUUAUUUAUUUUACUUAUUGCUAAUUUUUUUAGAGGGAGAAAUAUAUAAAUGAAACUGUUUAAUUUCUUCAGAACAGCUGCUGGUUUUGAUUGAAUAUGUGCCUUUUGGGGAUCUGCUGGGUUACCUGAGAAAGAGCCGUGGAUUAAAAGACACUUACUUCAAAGACCCGGAUAUCAAACCACAAACAAAUCUGACGUCACAGCAGCUGAUGAAGUUUGCGUGGCAAAUUGCUGAUGGAAUGAGUUAUUUGUCCUCAAAAUCUGUAAGUUAAUUACAAAGGCACCAAAGAAGAACAAUUUUAAAACCUUCUUGUAAGGUGUAUCGUCAUGUGAAGCUAUGUCUUGCAUAGAAUAAUAUGUCUUCACAAGAUCACGCCCGGGAUAUGCAAACGUAUUCUUACCGUCUCGUUGAGGCUGUUUCCGGGAACCCUACCAGUUUUGACGUCAUCACCAAAGUUAUAUUUCAGUGUGCGAAUGGCGAUAUUUGUGCAUCGCUGCAAGUGCACCUCAUCGAAAUUAAAUAUCUGGGUUUUUCUCGUGUAGGCAAAGGCAGAGAUGUGAAUGAAUAGGAUCUUUUAUUCAGCCUAAACUGAGUGUACAACGAAUAUCCAUUUUAGUGACAAGAAAGAAAAGGAAUUAAAACUUGAAAUUCAAAAAUUCGUCUUUUGUUGCUAAACUGCUACAUUACAGAAUCCUAUUUCGAAUAAAAUCUUAAGAUAAGCUUUCUAUGAAAUAAUUAGGUAUUGCAGAAAUGAAGUAGUUUGCUUCCCUUUGGAAGAUGGAGCAGUAACUAUAAUAAUUUUAAUUUUCUGCCAUCUGGAAGAAAGAGAAAUACACACACCAUAUUAUGUCGCUGGAUAUUUCUAUAUUCCUAUCUGAAUCAUUUCAUUUCAGUUCUUUUUCUUCUGAAAUCGCUAAUUUUUGCUCUCGUAUCAAUGCUUUCUUAGAUCAUUCACCGAGACCUUGCGGCUCGUAAUGUGUUGGUUGGACAAAAGGAAACUUGUAAAGUGACAGACUUCGGAAUGGCCAGAGAUGUGCAGCAGGAAAAUAUUUAUGAACGAAAGACUAAGGUAAUCAAGAAAGAGGGGAGGUGGGGGCGGUACUACAUAUCGUUCAGUUCAAUUAUCUUUCACAAUCAUUGUUGUGAUAAAGCUGAUAUACUCCUGAUUUCGAUGACAAAAUCCUUGGAUGGGACCAUAAUGAAAACAGCCAUUUGUAUACGAGUAUAAUUUUAAAUAUCACUGUCUUUGACCGGUCGCUUCCUAUAAUUUUUUAGCUGUUUCAAAAAGUGAUAUUUGAAAUCUUUAGGGCCGUCUUCCAGUGAAGUGGACAGCUUAUGAGGCCUUGAUGUAUGGUAAAUAUACCACCAAAAGUGAUGUGUAAGUAUACCCGAUUAUUACCCGUAGCAAUUUUCCAACAAGUUUUACCAAUAGAAUAAGAGGAAGGGUAAGUUUUGGGCUCGGUAAAGAAAUAGAGAAAGAUGUUUUUCAUCCUCUCACGAGCGUUGGACAAUGAAAAUAUUCUUCACUCCCCUUGAGGAAUCGAACCUCAGACCAUCGGAUUCCGCGCUCCGAUGCUCAUACCACUGAGCCACAGAGACUCUACGACUCUAUUCUCUUGCAUACUGCAAGGAUCAGCAAUGUCGAUAGAGUCAUGUUUGUAAAUAAAAAUAAGAGAGAGAAUCGGAGCGCGGAAUCCGAAGGUCUGAGGUUCAAUUCCUCGUGGGGACUCAAAAUUUUUCCUUCGUCCCACAAUCGUGACAAGACGAAAAACAUCUUUCUCUAAGUUUUAUCAGUUUCAAUCAGGACAUGAAUUCUAUGCUUUGUCAAAGAAUACAUAUAUUUUAGUUGUCGUAUAAAAUGUUUAUGCCUUCAGUCACCCAAUAUAUAUUUGUUUGAUUUGUCUUUCUGCAGAUGGAGUUAUGGAGUUUUGCUGUACGAGAUUUUUACCAUAGGUAACAUCGAAUGGAAAUUUAUAAGGCCCUGUCUAUGUUUUUUGCUAUAUACCAUGUUCAAUUAAGCAAUGUAAGGUGUUCACUUAGACAAACGUAAAAAGCUUCAAACAUCAAAUGACAUGGGUGGUGUUUCAGUGAAGGUGGUUUUUUCGUCACAUUUAUAUUUCGAUGGUCUUAUGGCUCUUCCAGGUGGUUCACCUUACCCACGAAUGGAUGGAAGAAAAAUUGCAAACUUACUCCAGGAAGGAUACAGGAUGCCUAAACCACAACACGUUGAUGAGGAAUUGUAAGUGUUUUUUCAAUUCGUUCUCUCUCAUCCUACAAGGAAACGUUCUUUAAAUCUCUAACAGAUCAUUUGAACAAUACCAGGUAUCAGAUUAUGAUGAAGUGCUGGAAGAAUGACCCAGAUGCAAGACCAACUUUUACUGAAUUGAAAAAUCAGCUUAAGGACAUGGAAACCCUACACAAGGUGAGAAUUUUCUUCAACAUGAAAGUUUCUUUUGACGUUAGACCGACUAACUUAGGCUUAGCUAAUUAGGGUUUUAAACUUAAUAGCGUUUAGCUUAGAUAGCGUACUUUUUACGAAGUUGGGAUUGCAUCUUCUUGUUAUGUCACUGAAGCUAGCACUCCACGAAAAACAAGGAGGAAGCGAACUAGAAUGUCCUUGCGACAAUUGACUCAUUAUGGUUAUUUAAAAGAUGGUAGGAUUAUUGCAAAAUUGUAUUGAGACGCACAAAGAGCAGCAAACGACACCGUAAAAUACUUUCUUGAAUUUGUUUUGGUGUGAAAAGUUGACCACUUGUGAGGAUAAACGCUUAUAACGUAAGAGGAACACUUUUUUAAUGAUGCCAAUUAUUAUAUUAUUCUUUUCUGCAGAAGCUGAUCAACAUGACAAUGUACGACAAGCAGUUGUAUGCAAACGUCGAGGAUUUAAUGGUGUAGUUAGAUAGAUUUCCGCGGUAUAUGACCGGCUAAUAGUUUGAACACUUUGCCACAACAAGUUUCAGGGCUGAAUCAUCUUUUCCUCACACGCUUACUUGGUAGAAAAAGCCAUUUUGUGUUAAGCAAUUAGGCUGGAACGUUAUAACUCGAUUGAUUUUAUAUUCUUAAACGCUGUAACGCUUUUAUCAGUUUACCGAUAAAGUAUACUCUCAUUUUCUCUUUUACAUGUUUAGCACUUACACGCAUGCUCGACACAAGCGUUGGAGUUCAGUUUAUUUUCUGACUCAAUUCUGAAAGGCAGGAUAGUGCAGAAAAUAUCCAAUUAACUAGAUUGAUGAGAUCUCGUUCUGUGUGCCGUAGUUGUCUGCAGUUUUAGUAAAUUGCUAAAAAAUUGUUUUGCCGCAAAACCCGCUUGGUUUUAGGAAAGCUAUCCGGCGCAUAAACUGCUUUCCCUAAGACUGCAUCUACCAGCGAUACUAACUCGAAAUACUUUUACACUGAAAGUAUUAUUAAUUAAAAAUUAGCCUUAUCCUAAUAAAAAUUAUAAUUGGCACAUUACUUGUGCAAUCGUCUUAGCUUUGAGAGAUGAAUUUGCUGAAAAUUGUAUAUAAAAUUUUGAAGAUUUUUGCCCAGAGGGAAAUGACUAUUUCCUAAAUUUUCUACGGGAAACGAAGUGUAGAGAAAUUGUGAAAUACAUGGUAUGGUAAGACCACAAGAAGCUAAAUUUUAAGAUCUGAUUUAUGCAGGUAAAUAACUUUAUCUCCUAGGAUUUGUCGCCACAAUCAGGAGCAUGUCGCGAAAGUGUGAUAAAUAUUUAACACCUACCAUUAAAAUGCACAGGUUUAACCCCUGGAGAUGUUUAUUAAAUCAUUAGUGCUCUCUCGAGUAGCCUGGAGAGGAUAAAAAAAAAAUAAAAUAAUGAGAACGGGUGCUGACCAUACAAUUUUGGAACAGUCAACAAAAGUUAGUGCUCUGGGAAUUAUUGGUAGUUAUCGUCACGUAAACUGCGCUUUGUCGUGAAAGAGGAAAU
Messenger RNA from Pocillopora meandrina, 19151 nucleotides. NCBI's taxonomy places the organism in Eukaryota, Metazoa, Cnidaria, Anthozoa, Scleractinia, Pocilloporidae. The record is from the annotation of a GenBank genome assembly.